CUUACCAUGUCCUGGUUGUUGGCCAUGUGGAUUAGCCUCGGCUUCCUGCUGCUGUGCCAGGCCACACUCUACCAGACCAUCCAGCAGCACCAUGUGGCCCGGCCCGGUCGCACCGACAUUCUCACCCUGGAGGGAGGUACGUGUGAGGUGAUUGCCGCCCACCGAUGCUGUAACAAGAAUCGCAUUGAGGAGCGUUCUCAGACAGUCAAGUGCUCCUGUUUACCGGGGAAAGUGGCUGGGACGACACGCAACAAACCCUCCUGUGUGGACGCGUCCAUUGUAAUUGGGAAAUGGUGGUGUGAGAUGGAGCCAUGUCUGGAGGGAGAGGAGUGUAAGACUCUGCCUGACAACUCUGGAUGGAUGUGCUCCUCCGGGAACAAAAUCAAGACCACAAGAAACACCCAGCCAUACUCCCCUUUUUAG
This is a messenger RNA of Anoplopoma fimbria (sablefish), 423 nucleotides long. RefSeq names its product chemokine-like protein TAFA-1. The transcript is spliced from 4 exons. The coding region runs from base 7 to 423 and encodes 138 amino acids. Lineage: Eukaryota; Metazoa; Chordata; Actinopteri; Perciformes; Anoplopomatidae. The record is from RefSeq and is a predicted model, not a curated record. Gene Ontology annotation, biological process: neuroblast differentiation; regulation of neuroblast proliferation. Gene Ontology annotation, molecular function: receptor ligand activity.